AUGGCGACAAACAAGUCUCAGUCAGCUAGCCAGGUCUACCUGCUGGCAUACAACACCAUCUGCGCUGGUCUUUGGCUCUAUGUCCUGCUUGGCACGGCUGCAGCGUUGAUCUUUUCCCCGGAUAUCUCAGCCGUGUACGCAUCGCUGGAACCGUGGACACGAUGUGUCCAAACCUUAGCUGUAGCUGAAAUAAUGCACGCUGCAUCAGGACUCAUCCGCUCCCCUGUAUUCACCACCUUCACACAGGUCUUCGCCCGCUCUGUUCAGGUCUGGGGUGUCAACUAUGCAUUCCCUGAUACCACUGGACCCUCACUGGCCUACCCAGCAAUGCUCCUUGCCUGGGCAACUGCUGAUACAAUCCGCUAUUCGUAUUUUGCUAUUGCGUUGGCUGGAUAUCCCGUUCCGCGUGCUUUGAAAUGGUUGAGAUACUCUCUCUUCAUGAUCCUGUACCCAAUUGGCAUUAGCAGCGAAUGGUGGUUGAUGUUACAAGCGACUAAAGUCACAGAGAACAUGCCUUUGGCGGCUCUUUAUGCUUUCUUCCUGGGUCUAUAUUUGCCUGGUUCGGUGAUGAUGUACUCGUAUAUGUUCAAGCAGAGGCGAAAGGUUCUGGCUCGUGAAUAG
Messenger RNA from Penicillium antarcticum, 621 nucleotides. RefSeq names its product protein tyrosine phosphatase-like domain-containing protein. Gene Ontology annotation, cellular component: endoplasmic reticulum membrane. The transcript has 4 exons. Gene Ontology annotation, biological process: sphingolipid biosynthetic process; very long-chain fatty acid biosynthetic process; fatty acid elongation. NCBI's taxonomy places the organism in Eukaryota, Fungi, Ascomycota, Eurotiomycetes, Eurotiales, Aspergillaceae. The record is from RefSeq and is a predicted model, not a curated record. The coding region runs from base 1 to 621 and encodes 206 amino acids. Gene Ontology annotation, molecular function: 3-hydroxyacyl-CoA dehydratase activity.